This is a messenger RNA of Rubroshorea leprosula, 692 nucleotides long. The record is from the annotation of a GenBank genome assembly. Lineage: Eukaryota; Viridiplantae; Streptophyta; Magnoliopsida; Malvales; Dipterocarpaceae.
AGGUAUUAACUCCACUACGCUUCUCUCUCUACAAUUACUCUUUGAAAGCAUCUCUCUCUAGAAUAUUAAGUAUUGCUAACUUGAGCAUCGGAGUGUUUUCCCCGAGAAAACAUCCUCGGAAUUUUCAGGUUACUGUGCUUAUUGUUUUUGUAUUUUUAUAUGGACGUCUAUACAUGGUUAUGAGUGGAUUGAAAGGAGCAAUUCUUCAAAGUCUAAGCAUGCAUCAGAGCAAGGCCUUUGAAGAGGCUAUGGCUACCAAAUCUGUCUUCCAGUUGGGCUCGCUGCUGUUGCUGCCCAUGGUUACGGAAAUUGGCCUGGAAAAAGGCUUCCGUUCUGCUGUAGUCUAUGGGAAACCAUAUCCUACAUCCAAUCUUUAUUGGUUUGUCACAUGGUCCAUGUGGUUCCUUGUUGCAUCAUGGCUGUUUGCUCCUUCUGUGUUUAAUCCAUCUAGUUUUGACUGGCAAAAAACAGUUGAUGACUGGACAUAUUGGAAGAGUUAGAUGGGGAAUCAUGGAGGUUUAUGUACUAUCUUGGAUUGUUAUGGCAAACGUUCUUUUAGUUUUGAAGAUAUGCAAAUGCAUCUCAUAAUAUGAUGAAAGCAAAUUUCCCAAACUCACUAUGAUGUGAAUUAUUUAAAACUUAAAUUACUGUAAAUAAUGUAGGUUUUCUGUCAAUAACAGCCUUCUGACUCC